Phasianus colchicus (ring-necked pheasant) is the source of this 1150-nucleotide messenger RNA. Lineage: Eukaryota; Metazoa; Chordata; Aves; Galliformes; Phasianidae. The record is from RefSeq and is a predicted model, not a curated record.
GUGGAUGGGGCUGGCCUGGCUGCUGGGGCUGGCGCAACUCGGAGCCUCCCCCCUCACCGCCGGGCCGCGGGACGAGGUGCAGGCGGCGGCGCUGCAGCGGCUUCGGGAGGUGUUCGACAUCGAGGAGCUGCCCCCCGACGUGCUGCCCCGCAAAAAGCCGCCGCAGUUCAUGGUGGAUCUCUUUAACAAGGUGGCCGACGCCAACGGCAUCACCCGCGCGCCUGGGCUGCUGGAGGGAGACGUGGUGCGCAGCUUCGAGGACCGAGCUCCCGUGGAGCGGGACCGCUUCUUUUUCGACGUCAGCGCCAUGGAGAGGGGUGAGCAGGUGCUGAAGGCCGAGCUGAGGGUGUUCAAGCUGAGGAGGAGGCGCGUGGCCAGGAGAGCCGAUCCGCAGCACUUCUGCAAGGUGGAAGUGUAUGAGCUCCUGGAGGGUGGAAGUAAUCCACUGAAAAAAAAUCUCAUUGCAUCAAGAUUGUUGUCUCUGUACUCGGAAGGCUGGGAAGUAUUCAACGUCACACAGACGGUUUCCAAGUGGGUCGGAAGCAGUAACUCCAACCAUGGCUUUUUGAUAACUGCAACACACUUACUCAGCAAUAGGAUUGAACACAACCUGGUUGCAUUUGCAAAGGGACAGGGCAAUUUGCAGGAGAGCAGAAAUGCUCUCCUUGUCCUCUUCACCAACAGUAAUAAACGGAGGUCUUCCAGCUUUGUACCCUCUUCUACAAAUGAACUGAAGUCCCUCAAUCUCCUCUACUUUGAUGACAAAGAGAAUGUGGUUCUUAAAAAUUACAGAGACAUGGUGGCAACAAGGUUGUUUUUAAUGCUGGACUUGUUUACACAGACGAGAGGAGGAACAGGAGAAAUACCAUCCCAUGACCCGCCGCAAUUUCCUCAUCAUUUUCCUGGAGUCCCAACUUCGCGGGGAAACAUCUAUGAGAGGAGGGCACGGAGAGACGUAGGAAGAGCGGUGACAGCAGCUUUGCUUACGGGGAAAGGAGUGACCCCGCGCUUCUCCCGGCAGGACGCGGCACACAGCGCCCAGCCGAGCAACGCCGGGAGGGGUGCGGAGCUCUCCGUGGUGCUGAAACGCGCCCCUGGGUUCCGUUCGCCGGAGGACGGGCACCCAAGACUCCCAAGCUUUAACUUUUAA